Danaus plexippus (monarch butterfly) is the source of this 2683-nucleotide messenger RNA. RefSeq lists its product as uncharacterized. Bases 133 to 1782 code for a protein of 549 amino acids. The record is from RefSeq and is a predicted model, not a curated record. Lineage: Eukaryota; Metazoa; Arthropoda; Insecta; Lepidoptera; Nymphalidae. The transcript has 10 exons.
CUUUUUUAUUUUUAUGUCAUUUAACUGACAAAAACGACAUUUCAUUAUAAGAUUUGAUUUUGUAAUUUUAUUAAUCUAUUUAUAUAGAUUUUUUCAUCUCUUUGUUAUUCCACAUCCACAAAUAUUUAAAUCAUGGCCGGACGCGGUGGUAAAAAGGAAUUGGAUCCUGAGGAACUUAUGAAACGAAAAUUUCACAUGAAAUGUCUCUUCAAAGCAUUAGGUCGUUUAGUAAUGGCCAAUGCUUAUUGGCUUAUUGAAGGGGUAGACCAAUAUGAAGGAAUAGAUGAUGUCAAACGGAGAGUUGAACAAGCUGUUCGCAGUAAGGCCAAGAAGAAACAACUCCUGUCUAUAAAUGAUAAAGCACUCUUAAACAAACCAGCUAUGGAUCGCACAGACCAUGAAAAAAAGUAUAUUUUUCGUAUUAUUGGUGGUCUUAAAUGUUUUAAACGAUAUCCAAAUCACGUUAAAAAGAAGCUAGCGGCUGUGACGUAUUUUAAAUACUAUGGUCCAGGACGUACAAUAGUCCGUCAGCACCAUGAGGCACAUGCGUUGUACUUCAUAAUAAGCGGUGACGUCAUCGUCAGUCAGAUGAUUUUUGAUGAGUUACUCCAAAAGUACCUGUCAGUUGAUGUGGGUGUCAUGCAUCCCGGCGAUAUGUUUGGAGAAGUUUCCCUGCUCCAUAACAUACCAAGAACUGCUACUGUUACAACUGCUGAUCACUGUGAAUUAUUGGCUCUAAUGAAGGAGGACUUCAAAAAUGUCCUCCAGGCUUCGGUACAAAAACAGUGGGAUGAGGUUCGACGGGCUAUGUCAGCUUUUACCUACUUCGAUGGUCUAGACGAGGUCGCUCGACGCGAAGGUUGCAUAGUUGCCAAGAUGAAAUCUUACGAAGCAAAUGAAACGCUUCUCGGAGAUGGCGUGGGUGUUGCCAAUUUCGUUUAUUUUGUUCUGUCAGGAAGAUGUCAGAUGAUAGAAUCUUUACAAGUUACUGUCACUACGCGGCUGGGAAAAAAUUACUAUGCUUUAUAUGAUCCUUACGUGCCAAAAGAAGAAAGUGAGCAAGAUUUUGACACUAAGUAUUUUGGGGCUUACACUAAGAAUAAUAGAGAAGGACAGGACUCGAUAACCCAUGAAAGUGCCGAGGGGUCAAGUAGAAGUAUUAUGAAAACAUCCACGUCAAACACAAGAAGAGACUCUACGAAAGUGAUCAAACUAGCCAGCGAUGAAAGAACAGAGUCAGUUCCGAGCACAUCUGCUGAUGAAGAAAUUAUAAGACGCAGUAAGAUCAGCGUGGAUUUUAAUAUUCCAAGUGAUUCCAAAUCUCAAGAGCUUUUGAGACCAUCGCUGCAAAGGUCACAACGAGAAUCUGUUAGACUAAGCGUGAUUCCUGAAGAUGUCCAAGCUGGAUUACGACCGCCUCCAAACACUCGCACUUACUUUAUGCAGGUGUGUCAAUUAAACCCAGGUUCCAGUUUUGGUUUUGGUGAGAACAUGCGUGAUCGUCGCAUAGUCGCACUAACGCCUGUAAAUUGCAUGCUCUUACCUAUGAUUUGGCUCUUACAAAGGAACACUGCCAAUAUUUGGUCUAGGAUUCAACAUUACUUGGAGAAGAAGAUACCAAAUAAGAAACAGCUGUUCAAAGAGUUUGUAGCCGCUCGUCGCUGGCAGGAGUUCCGUGAACAGCUUGUGGAGGACGUCGUUGCGCGCUCCAACACCGUCAACUGGACAUCUGUCCACGACGUGCCUUACUCCAUACGGAUGGAGGAAAUGCUUGACAUAUAAUGUUUUAAAUAAAAUUUAUUGUUGUUUUAUUUAAUUACAGUUGAUUAUUAUUCCGCGCAGAAACGACACAAAAGCUACUACUACUCUUAUACAUAAAUAUAAAACAGCAAGUCCAGAAAAUGUUUUCCGUUAGAUUAAAUUAUUUGUGAAUAUAUUCAUAUAUAAUUUAAUUAGUAUUCCGAUAAAAAAAUAUUAUUCAUUCCAGACAAACUUUUUAUAAUAUUAGUCCGCAUUAUUCUCGCUUCAAUAAAAGACUGUCGGGAAGGAAAAUUUUUGCUCAUUUCCUGGAAUGUGUUCAUUUGUUUGAAAGAAAAGGAACCUAAAAAUACGAAGUUUUAGUUUUAGAUGUUUUUUUAAGUCUUAUGAUUAUAUUUUAUCUUUUGUAUGUAAUGUAACAGCUUUAAGCAAAAAAAAACUACUAUUCUUAAGGAUUUAAACGGUGAUGUUUAUUUAUUUGGUAAUUUAUUCGAUGUUUUUUGUCGCAAUUACUUUAAAGACAUUAAUCAUCGUAAUGGAAUUAAAAGAACCAUGUUUCGUUGUUCUUUCGUGUAAACAUUUUCUACAAAUAUUGAGUAAUUUCGUAUUAAGGCAAACCUUCACCUAAUUAUGGUUUAAUAUGUACAAUUUAUUAUUAUAAGAAAAUUUUAAAUAACAAUUAUGUCACGUUAUUGACGAUAUUACUCCGUAUCCUAAAAUGGCAAUGUGAUUCAGAGAUUUAUUUUCUUCCUUUAUAACUCAUUUAGCGGAGGCGUAAGACCUCGAAUGAAACGAGCUUAUGCCAAAUUAUAUGUAAUCAAUUCCGCAAUGUUUUUAUUAUUUCUUGUUAUGAAUUUAAAAAGUUAUUGAAUGUAUUGUUUUUCAUAUAUUAAAGAAAUAAAAAUGAUAGUUAGAUCUAUCUCGA